AUGGAUGUGAUUGGACCGAUAGAACCAAGAGCAUCGAAUGGUCACAUGUUCAUCUUGGUGGCUAUUGAUUAUUUUACAAAGUGGGUGGAAGCAGUAACUUUCAAGUCAGUGACCAAGAAGGUCGUGGUGGAUUUCAUCCAUUUCAACAUCAUCUGUCGGUUUGGUAUUCCAAAGGUGAUUAUAACUGACAACGCCGCAAAUCUCAACAGCCACUUAAUGCAAGAGGUAUGCUACCAAUUUAAGAUUGAAUAUCGAAAUUCGACUCCGUAUCACCCAAAGGCAAACGGGGCUGUAGAAGCUGCUAACAAAAAUAUAAAAAAGAUACUUCGUAAGAUGGUGCAAAGUUCUCAACAAUGGCAUGAAAAGUUGCCUUUUGCUUUGUUGGGUUAUCGCACUACAGUCCGUAUGUCAGUGGGCGCUACCCCAUAUUCACUGGUAUACGGGACUGAGGCAGUUAUACCUGCAGAGAUUGAAAUCCAAUCUUUACGAAUUGUUGUGGAGGCUGAAAUUGAUAAUGAUGAGUGGAUCAAAACUCGGUUAGAGCAAUUAAGUUUGAUUGAUGAGAAGCGUCUGACAUCAGUAUGUCAUGGACAAUUAUAUUAG
Messenger RNA from Solanum pennellii, 603 nucleotides. RefSeq lists its product as uncharacterized. The transcript has a single exon. Lineage: Eukaryota; Viridiplantae; Streptophyta; Magnoliopsida; Solanales; Solanaceae. The coding region runs from base 1 to 603 and encodes 200 amino acids. The record is from RefSeq and is a predicted model, not a curated record. Gene Ontology annotation, biological process: DNA integration. Gene Ontology annotation, molecular function: nucleic acid binding.